GAUGGAAAAUUUUAAAAUUCUAAUUGACUAUUACUACACUUGUUUUUUAGAUGAAAAUAGUUAUUACUACAACCUUUUAAUAGAAUGGGAAAAAGAAGGAGAUAAUGACAUAACUCUUUUUGAGAAUUUGUUUAUGGAAUAUCAAGGGUUAUACGGUAAUGUACCAGAAGAAACAGCACCUCCUCCGCCCCCCAAAUCAAAAAAAGGUUUUAAAGGAAUAGUCGGUGGGCUUCUUGCAAAGAAAGGGAAGUGUGCUCAGUCGUCGACGAGUUCAAGUGGUACAACAGUAAGCUCGCACAACGAACUUGCUAUGUACCAAGGGGUGCCAUGCGAUUACGACAACGACGACGACGUGGAGUUUGACGUCCACGGAUGGCGGAAGCGGAAUGAGCACAUGUUCCCAUGUCUCGGAAUGCUAGCAAGACAAGUGUUGUCCGUCCUGGUAUCAACCGUAGCAGUGGAACGAGAAUUCAGUGCUGGCGGCAACAUUCUAACCGACUACCGAAGUUGUCUUAACGCUGAAUCUCUUGAAACACUUGUUUGCAACCAAGAUUGGCUCUUGGCAAGACGUCGAGCUCAAGAGUCAGGGUACGAAUUCAAUUCGGAGCAUUACAUGAAUGCAACCACAGAUGGAAGUCUGAGUUCUGAGGAAUAAGUUAAAUAUGUAAUUAGAUUUUUUUAGGUGAGCGAUAUAUAAGCUCUUUCGAGGGUUUCUUUACAGUUCUUUAUCUCGUCGCUUUUUUUGAACCGUUAGGAUAUUAAAUAUAGUUGUUCUUCAGUUCGUGUAUUACUCAUUUUACAAUAUUUAAAUAACAACUACAUUUUUAG
Molecule: messenger RNA, 828 nt
Organism: Cuscuta campestris
Lineage: Eukaryota; Viridiplantae; Streptophyta; Magnoliopsida; Solanales; Convolvulaceae
Source: the annotation of a GenBank genome assembly